GACGUCAUCGCUGGCCGCAAGACGGGAGGCAAGGUCCGAGGUGAAAUCCUGUUGAACGGCCAUCCCGCUACCGACUUGACGAUUCGUCGCGCCUCCGGGUACUGCGAGCAAACGGACAUCCACUGCGAGUCCUCGACGUUCCGCGAAGCUCUCACCUCCAGUGCGUUCCUGCGUCAAGGCGCCGACAUCUCCGACAGUCAGAAACUCGACUCGGCGGACGAGUGUCUUGAGCUCUUGAACCUGAGGCCGAUCACCGACCAAAUCAUCCGCGGCAGCUCGGUGGAGCAGAUGAAGCGCCUGACAAUUGGCGUCGAGCUAGCGGCGCAACCUAGCCUUCUCUUCUUGGACGAGCCUACCAACGGCCUGGACGCUCGCUCCGCCAAGCUCAUCAUGGAUGCCAUUCGCAAGGUUGCUAACACGGGGCGAACGGUGGUGUGCACG
Molecule: messenger RNA, 441 nt
Organism: Phytophthora sojae
Lineage: Eukaryota; Oomycota; Peronosporomycetes; Peronosporales; Peronosporaceae
Exons: 1
Molecular function (GO): ATP binding; ATP hydrolysis activity
Source: RefSeq, a predicted model, not a curated record